CACCACACGAUCGUCUUCCCCCUUUCACCAUCUCACUCGACAUGGCUUCACGCUGUCACAAUUAUAUCAUCAUUCCUCACUUUCACCAUUAUUUUCUCACGCUUCAUUUGCUUUCUAAAGGAUAAACCCGUGUUGAAUUUGAUUUCCGGUGGAGUUAGGGUUUUGUAAUCAGAAUGGUCGGAAAAAACUAGUUCUAAAGAAGAAGAAAUACAUUGGUUGGAUUGUUAUGACGGUGCAGUACGAAUGUUGCGGGACCGGGUUCUUUUUACAUAUUGGGAUCGUAGCGUUCUUGGUUUUGUUCGCUGGUUUGAUGUCUGGGCUUACUUUAGGGCUUAUGUCUAUGAGUCUCGUUGAUCUUGAAGUUCUUGCUAAAUCUGGGACUCCAAAAGACCGUAAAUACGCAGAGAAAAUACUACCCGUGGUCAAAAGGCAGCAUCUUUUGCUUUGCACACUUCUUCUUUGCAAUGCUGCCGCAAUGGAGGCUCUCCCAAUUUUUCUGGAUGGUCUGGUCACAGCUUUGGGUGCUAUUCUUAUUUCAGUGACAUUGAUACUUCUGUUUGGUGAGAUCAUACCGCAAUCUGUUUGUACUAGGCAUGGACUGGCUAUUGGUGCGACCGUGUCUCCAUUUGUGCGUGUUCUUGUUUGCAUUUGUUUUCCCAUUGCAUAUCCUAUAAGCAAGCUACUUGACUAUCUGCUGGGCCAUGAACAUGUUGCUCUAUUCCGCAGAGCUGAGUUGAAAACACUUGUUAAUUUUCACGGUAAUGAGGCUGGAAAAGGUGGAGAACUAACACAUGAUGAGACAACAAUAAUUGCAGGAGCACUUGAACUCACAGAAAAAACAGCCAGUGAUGCCAUGACUCCUAUAUCAGACACCUUCACGGUUGACAUUAAUGCCAAACUUGACAGGGACUUGAUGAAUAUAAUUAUGGAGAAAGGACAUAGCAGGGUACCUGUCUACUACGAGCAACCUACAAAUAUAAUUGGACUUAUUCUGGUGAAAAAUAUGUUGACCAUCAACGCAGAUGAGGAAGUCCCGGUUAAGAAUGUCACGAUUCGCAGGAUUCCCAAGGUUGCGGAAUCUCUUCCAUUAUACGACAUCUUGAAUGAAUUUCAGAAAGGUCACAGUCACAUGGCGGUUGUUGUGAGACAAUGUGUUAAAACAACGGAUCAGCCUGCCACGAAAACCCUGUUAUCUGAGAAAGGCGUGAAGGAAGUCUGCAUAGAUAUUGAUGGUGAUUGCAGGACUCCUCUAGAAAAGAUUUUAAAAACGAAAAGAUCAUUCAAGCAGUGGAAGAGUUUUCCCAGCAGGGGAAGCAAUUCUUUCAGUAGUAAAAAGUGGAAGAAAGAAAUGUAUUCGGAUAUCUUAGAGAUCGAUGGAAAGCCGCUUCCAAAACUUCCUGAUGAAGAAGCAGUUGGCGUAAUAACAAUGGAAGAUGUAAUCGAAGAAUUGUUGCAGGAGGAAAUCUUCGAUGAAACAGAUCAUCAAUUUGACGAUUUAUGACAAAGGGUAGUUUGAACUGAAUCUGGUGCCAUUUGGCGAAAAUCUUGUUAGUGUUUGUCGACUCGGCUUGAAGUUCAAGAGCGUCUGAAGUGAAGCGAAUAUAAUCUUCCACUUCAGAUGUAAUGUAGUUUCCUGGUAGAACUUUCUGUAUGUUAAAGAUUCAUGGACAUUAGUCGUGUAUAUGUUCACGGAAGUCAUUGUUAUGAACAUAUGAACAUGUUUUGCUCGGAAAAGUUUGUGUUCAAAUGGCUUGAACGAGCCGAGUUGAACAUUGGUAUAUGAAGCUCAAUUCGUUAAGUCAAACGAGCUAUAUUUUGU
Molecule: messenger RNA, 1819 nt
Organism: Cynara cardunculus var. scolymus (artichoke)
Lineage: Eukaryota; Viridiplantae; Streptophyta; Magnoliopsida; Asterales; Asteraceae
Product: DUF21 domain-containing protein At2g14520-like
Exons: 11
Coding region: 227-1501 (424 amino acids)
Biological process (GO): magnesium ion homeostasis
Cellular component (GO): intracellular membrane-bounded organelle
Source: RefSeq, a predicted model, not a curated record